Messenger RNA from Manis pentadactyla (Chinese pangolin), 3443 nucleotides. RefSeq names its product spartin (gene SPART). Gene Ontology annotation, biological process: cell division; negative regulation of BMP signaling pathway. The coding region runs from base 279 to 2267 and encodes 662 amino acids. NCBI's taxonomy places the organism in Eukaryota, Metazoa, Chordata, Mammalia, Pholidota, Manidae. The transcript has 10 exons. The record is from RefSeq and is a predicted model, not a curated record. Gene Ontology annotation, cellular component: plasma membrane.
CGCACUGCGCAAGCGCGGGGCUGCGUCGCGGCUCGCGGGCUGCUCUCGCGGCCUUCGCCCGCGCUCCUUCCCCUCUGCGGGACAUUUGGGGUGACUUGGGGUUUCGAAGCGGACUGAGGUCUCCCUCUAUCCGUCCAAAAGGACCAAGAGCAUUAUUAUCUGUCCCUGUGGCAAGUACGUUCUGAGCGCUCUCUCGGUGUCGGGUCAGAUAGGAGCUGAGGGAGGACCGCGGUGAGCAGGACGGACGGCCCGGGCUCCUGUCCGCCAGACAUUCAGACAUGGAGGAAGAGCCGCAAAAUGGAGAACCUGCUGAAAUCAAGAUGAUAAAGGAAACCUACCACAUGGCCUUUGUGUAUGUUGACAGGGGCCUGACUAUGGAUGAAUCAGGUAGGAAGGAGGAAGCAAAGAGCUGCUACAAGCAAGCAGUAGGGCACCUCCUCCGCGGAAUCAGCGUCUCCUGCGCGGAGCCUGAGCGCGCGGGGCCCGACUGGGAGCUCGCCGGGGAGAUGCAGCAGCAGAUGGAGGGCACCCUGCAGAACGUGCGCGCCAGGCUGGAGAUUCUGGAGAAGGGCCUGGCCACUUCCCUCCGGAGCGAGCUGCGGGAGGUGCCCAGGCUGUGCCCGGAAUUUCCGCCCAAAGACACGCCGGCAGCGACCCCAGAGCCCGCAUCCGUCAGCUCCCCGCCUCAGCCCGCCGAGGCGGGCGCCCCCGCGUCGGCCGCCCGCGCGGAGGCGCCCCCCGGCCCCGGGCCCUUCCCCGCGGAGGCGCCCCCCGCCUACACGCCCCAGGCCGCCGAGGGCCACCACACCGUGUCCUGCGGCGCCGCGCCCGGGGAGCUCGCGGGCGGAGAGGGCCUCUAUGGGAGCCGCGCGCAGCCGCCGCCCCUGGAGACGCUCGGGCAGGACGCCGACGAGCUCCUCCUGAUACCCAGCGGGGUGCAGAUCUUCUUCGUGAACCCGGCCGGGGAGGUCAGCGCGCCUUCCUACCCCGGGUACCUUCGGAUCGUGAGGUUCUUGGACGGUUCUCUGGACGCGGUGCUCGGUCGUCCCCCCGGGCUCCUGCAGGUUUGUGACUGGUUGUAUCCUCUAGUUCCUGAUAGAUCUCCAGUUCUUAAAUGUACUAUGGGAGCCUACAUGUUUCCUGAUACAAUGUUACAAGCGUCUGGAUGCUUUGUGGGGGUCGUUCUGUCUUCUGAAUUACCAGAAGAUGAUAGAGAACUCUUCGAAGAUCUAUUAAGACAAAUGUCUGACCUUCGGCUCCAGGCCAACUGGAACCGGGCAGAGGGGGAAGAUGAAUUCCAAAUCCCGGGAAGAGCAAGAUCCUCCUCGGACCAAUUGAAGGAAGCCAGUGACACCGAUGUGAGACAGUUGGGCCCUUCAUUGGACCAGGAUAGUAAAGAUGUACAUCAUAAAGGAAAACGGGGGAAAAAGGCUAAAGGUACGUCAAGUGAAGAAGUCGAUCUGAGCCACAUAGUACCCUGUGAACCAGUUUCAGAAGAAAAGACAAAGGAGUUACCUGAGUGGAGUGAGAAAGUGGCCCAGAACAUUUUGUCAGGUGCUUCCUGGGUGAGUUGGAGUUUAGUCAAAGGUGCUGAAUUUACUGGCAAAGCCAUCCAGAAAGGUGCUUCUAAACUGCGAGAACGGAUUCAACCAGAAGAAAAACCAGUGGAAGUCAGUCCCACAGUGACCAGGGGCCUUCACAUAGCAAAGCAGGCUACAGGCGGGGCGGCGAAAGUCAGCCAGUUCCUAGUUGAUGGAGUUUGCACUGUGGCCAAUUGUGUGGGGAAGGAGCUAGCGCCACACGUCAAGAAGCAUGGAAGCAAACUUGUUCCAGAAUCUCUUAAAAAAGACAGAAAUGGGAAGUCUGCCCUGGAUGGUGCUAUGGUCAUAGCGGCAAGUAGUGUUCAAGGAUUUUCGACUGUCUGGCAGGGAUUGGAAUGUGCAGCUAAAUGCAUUGUUAACAAUGUUUCAGCAGAAACUGUACAAACUGUCAGAUACAAAUAUGGGCAUACUGCGGGGAACGCAACACAUGAUGCAGUAGAUUCUGCCAUCAAUGUUGGUGUGACUGCCUAUAAUAUUGACAACAUUGGCAUCAAAGCCAUGGUGAAGAAAACUGCAAAGCAAACAGGGCACACUCUCCUUGAGGACUAUAAAAUAGUUGAUAAUUCCAAGGGGAAAAAUCAAGCAGAAGCAAGUGUAAACAUCAAAGAGAAGGAUGAGCAGACUGAAGAACCAGAGAAGAAUGAGGCAAAGAAGAAAGAUAAAUGACAGAAGUGCUGUGCAUCACCUAUACCAGAGCCUUACAAGAUGGACGCAAUUUUGUUAAAUAAGCAUACGUGGAAUUCCCCACAAAUUAACCAGUAUUUUUUUAAUGUAUUCAUUCCUACAUAGCAACUGUUUCAUAAGCUUUUAUGGCAUGUAUUUUACUUAUAUAAGAAUCAGUAUUCUUGCAUCUGACCUUUAGAAAUACAGAGGUAUAUUCUCAGUAAGUUUAUUUUUUUUCUCAAUGUGCCUACAAUAUUUUGCAGAUAAAAUAAGACUAUACAAGUGCUGUAAACCUCAUUAAACCUAAUGUUAAACUAUUUUUGUAUUUGUGAUCUUUCAGAAAACAAAGCUGGAAAUUAUGUAUUUACAUAAAAUUUGGCAUAUAGUAACUAACCUUAGUUCUGUUAGUAAUGGGAAGGUAUGAUUUGUCUCCUCUUUCUGCACAAAUUGCCGAUUUUUUUAGGUUCUUGUCAUAAUUUUCAGUGUGUAAGCCAAACAGAAACUAAGAAUUCUUAGGUAACAUUUAAAAGAUGUUCAAAACAGACUAGACUAAUAAAAUGAGGCUUUAUAAAAUUAAGUUGGCUAGUCUUUCUGAUUUAAAAUGAAUACAAAUAGAUUUUUAAGUCUUCUGGAUUUAGACUGGUAUUAAUCUAUUAGGAGUCUAGGUAAUUCAGGGGUAUGAAAUGUAUUAAAAUUUGAAGUAAUUGUCAUCAGCUUAAUUGGAUAAGAAAGUACUUAAAUCAUUUCACCAUAUCUACUUCUGUAAGUGUUCCCAAAAGGCUAACACUUUGUAAAGACUAAAAUAUAAACAGAAUGGAGUUUACAGAUGGUAAAUAUAUUUUUAUUUUGGAUUCAGUCAUUGGAAUAUUGGGAAAGGUUUUAUUCAUAAACAAGGGAAAGAAUGUGAAGAUUUAGGGGUUAAUCCAUAGUUGGUGGGUAUAACAGCUUUCCCUUUGAUAGAAGAGGACAUUUGCAGACCUAUGUGCUAUAAAUAAUGUAAGUAAAUGCCUAAUGGGAUUUUACUUUUGUCUACUGAUUUUAAGAGGUUGUAUUGGUUUUCAUAUCUAUCACCCAAUUCUAAUAUUUCUGAACCUCUAAUGGCUACUUAGUUUAUUAGACUUUAUUUGAAAUUGCCUAAAGAAUGUACUUGAUGAAUAAACUGUCUCUAAAUUACUUGAA